GAGUGUCCUUUCUCUUUUUUUUUUCUCUCACUAUUAAUAUAGGCGAGAAACCGAGUAGAAAGAGAGCGAGCGAAAUUCAAGCAAUUAAUUACGUUUCCCCCCCUCAUGUCAGCUGAAGGUAUAGUCACCAGUAGUCCAAUGAUGUCACUUCCGAACCCAUUUCCAACACCAUACAGGAUUCUUCUCCAUUCUAUCAGCCAAGAGCUGCAAAAAGACCACGUGGAUCAGCUAAGGCUGUUGUUCAAGUCUGAAGAAGACCAAGGAAUGGGUUUUACAAUUGAAGAUGUUGAUUCCAUCAGAACAGGAACCCAGUUGAUCCUCAGAAUGGAGGAUCGAGGAAUCCUGUCAAGAGGUAACCUCCAUGCACUGAAAAGAGGUCUCCAUCUCAUCAACAGAAAAGAUCUUGUUGAUAAAGUUGAUACCUAUCUGAGCAUCGACUGUGAUCAAGAUGGCGGAGGUUAAACGGAAGUGACGAAGAGGACUUUUGCAUAACAUAUCACUAUGUGAUAUGUUAUGCUUGGAGAUUUAUACAACUGAACUCAUUAACGACGGACAUUGGACUCCUGGUGAAAUAUGCCUUCAGCUGACAUGAAAUGUCGCCGUGACGACAUCGCCCCCCAAAAGAAACAAAACAAAAAACUCAACUCAACAAACCAAACCAAACCAAACCAAACCCAAACUACGCUUCGAAAGGUGGCGUUGGUUGGGGGAGGCAUGAUUAAUUUUUGUGUUUCCCUCAACGUCGCCACCCAGUUCCGACCCUAUUCAAACUACACAAAACUAUGAAUUACUGUUUAGCUAGGAACUGGGUGGAAAGUGGUGAACUUUGCUGUCCCAUGCUUUUAAGCAUGUGGUGGUGAGGUUCAUUGUUGGGAGAUGUGAAAAUUGUUUUAGUUAGGUAACGAAUUAUUAGAUGUAGAUUUAGGAUUUAUUAAGAGUAGAAAUAUAAUUCAGAAUUAACGCGCUCAUUAGUGUGACUAUAACAGUAAAUUAUCAACUGAAAUGAAACCAUCUGCUAUGAGAGUUUAAUUUGAAUAACUAGCACUUCAAAGUCAAAGUUAAAUUUUGCAGUAAACCAUUUCGUCAUACAAACACAUUAACAAUGUUCAAAGCUAAACACAACUAUGCACAUCAACUUCCGAUAUCAAAAGAAUUUGAUAGGAAUAUGAUGACAGAACAUUUAAGAACAUCUAAAUAAAGAAAUGUGUCAAAAUCUACUAAUGCAAACUUUAGACAUUGCUGAGUUGAUAAAAACAUGGAGGUUAAAUUAAAUAACGAACUGUUAUAGUUUUGCAUGUUUUUUUUAUUGUCUUAAUUAUUGUUGAUUAUAAAAUCUGAACGAUGAAUGCAAUUCGAUCAGUUAAUCUCUCUAUCUGCCCGGGUAAUUGACUCAAAACUCACUAAUAUGUUAUAGUUCCCGGGUGGAUUUAGGAGAAGCAUUGGUCUUAUUGUGUUAUAGAUUUAUUGAAGUUAAUUUGCCAAAUAACACUUUACCCAGCAGAGUGGGUACAGGGUUAUUGGGCACAUAACAGAGUGCUUUAGUAAUUAUGGAGAAUGUAAUAUUCCAGAAUCUCAAUUAAUAAAAAGCUUUGUAGUG
This is a messenger RNA of Saccoglossus kowalevskii, 1597 nucleotides long. RefSeq lists its product as uncharacterized. Lineage: Eukaryota; Metazoa; Hemichordata; Enteropneusta; Harrimaniidae. The record is from RefSeq and is a predicted model, not a curated record. Gene Ontology annotation, biological process: regulation of apoptotic process. Gene Ontology annotation, molecular function: protein binding.